Messenger RNA from Varroa destructor (honeybee mite), 2004 nucleotides. RefSeq names its product ELMO domain-containing protein 2. Gene Ontology annotation, molecular function: GTPase activator activity. The record is from RefSeq and is a predicted model, not a curated record. Lineage: Eukaryota; Metazoa; Arthropoda; Arachnida; Mesostigmata; Varroidae.
CCCAUAUUUUUGUUAGUUUCUUUAAACACGACACCUCUUUAAGUGACCAUAUGAUGCCGCAGUUUGGAAAUGACUCAACCAGCUCCGUGGGCGACGUUGUGCUUUUGGAGCAUUUCGAAUCAUGGCGCGAGUUUCUCCAUAAGGACCCCCAAGUGAAGAGAUGUUGUGGGUUUGGAUGGCCGCUGCAGCUAACCGGCGGAGUUUCGUGACCUGAAGGGUCCCGUAAUGCUUGUGAAUUUAUUUCUAGUGGGACCUUUGGUCGUCCAGAUGCGUUUCGCGUGAAUCAUUCUUCUUGCUUGUAAUACGUGGAUUUACUAAUGAACAUAGUAAGAUGAGUGCGUUCAACUUGGCAGACUUGUGCUCGAUCCCGCCGAUCGAGUAAUCAGCUGUGGGAACGUCGCAAAUAGAACGGGGUUCUCCGAGUUGCGGGGCAAACGCUUCGAAAGAAUUGGUCAAUGAAUAGGAGAUUACUCUUCCUGUGAGACGCCUACAAAAGCCGCUGGAAAUCAGCUGGAGUUGACUACGGCCAGCUGGUGUUAAAAUGUGGGAAUUUAUCGACUUGAUUUUCGUCACGCUUUAUGACUUCUUCCGGUCAUGGAUCAAAGGCUUCAUGCGACGGCUCAGCAAUCUCUGUGAGCUCCAACGAAUUUGCUACGGAACAACAAGUGGGUAUGAGCGCACAAUACGAAUCGAACGCUCUCUGGAGCAGUCUCGUCAAUUACAGUAUGUAUACAGAACUUUGAUUGGAAUCGCCGAACAAGGCCGGUACACAGAAGCAAAUAGCGCCAACGCAGUUGAGGCUGCUGUCUCAGGCAUAGCUAUUAUCAAAAAGGUGAAGCCAACAAUACACCGUGAAUUCGUUCGAUCACUCCGAUUUUCACUUAAUCAUCUAUGUUCGUACCAGCAGUUAAUAUUUGAAGCAGUGCAUGUUAGUCGUAUAUCGUUUGACUCAAAUGACUCGAAUCAUGUGAAGAAGCUUAAGCUGCUUUGGAAGGGCCUUCGAGACGACGUCCUAGAAGAUCUUGUAUCAAAACAAUGGCAGGACAUCGGCUUUCAAGGUGACGAUCCACGGACGGACUUUCGUGGAAUGGGAAUGCUAGGACUCGAUCAACUUGUGUUCUUUGUUACUCAAUAUAACAGCCUAGCGAGACACGUGCUCAACCGUUCGCUGCAUCCGAAGUUUGGAUAUUCGUUCGCAAUUGUCGGAAUUAAUCUUACUGAUCUGAUAUUUAGACUUCUGAGGCAAGGAAAGUUGAAAACGCACCUUUAUAAUGCGAUGCGAACAGUAGUUGGCAUGGAGGACUUUCACAAGCUGUACUGUUAUGUGUUUGUCGAGUUCGAUCGAUUGUGGCUAGCCGAAAAACCACGAGACAUUAUGGAGUUUGGCAGAAUCCGGGAUAAGUUUGAGGAGCAGCUUGUUGAGAGGCUUAAACGUGAGGAUUGUGUUUUAAACAUGGCCGGCACAGUGGAAACGAUAUAAUAAAUUUAAUAUACGAUAUAAGAAUACGUUCAUCCGCUUAGAGGAUGUUUUGGGCAUAUAAACUUACAAGGCAUCCCGAGCUCUGCCAUCGGUGUACUCAGUAUAGAAGGAAGCAGGAAUACUGCUUGUCGGCUCCAAGACGCUUUCACGUGCUGUUUAUUCUCUGCCCAUGCAAAUAUAGACAACGUGUGGACAGACUUAGUGUUCUCUAGUUUAAUGACGUGUACAGUUUAUUUUCCAAUCAAUAUGUAGAAUCUGUUCAUAUGUGUAUGCUUCACCUAUGUUUGAACUGUGUUGUGUACUUUGUAUAUGCUUAGUACGUUUAUUUGCUUAGUACAUUUAUUUAUGAAACAAGACCGAGCACUGAAUAUCGGUUAAUCGUCUCUUUGUACGCGAUUGCUUUCACAAAGCGUUAUUGGACAAUGUAUAAGAGACCUUACCUUGCAAAGUAAGAGCUCUUACACGCCAUACAUGUUUGAUAGCGCUUUGUGAAAGCAUAUAUAUAUAUAUAUAUAUAUAUUAAC